AUGGGCACGCUCGGGGGAGCCGGGCUGGCGGCGGCGGUGGCGACCGGCCGGGCGCGCACUCUCGGGAUGGAGGGCGAGCGCCGGGCAUCGCAGGCGCCCUCCUCGGGCCUCCCGGCCGGGGGCGCCGACGAGGAGAGCCCGGGGGGCGGCGCCCCCUUUCCGGGCAGCAGCGGCUCUUCCGCCCUGCUGCAGGCGGAGGUGCUGGAUCUGGACGAGGACGAGGACGACCUGGAGGUGUUCAGCAAGGAUGCCUCAUUGAUGGACAUGAACUCCUUCAGCCCUAUGAUGCCAACAUCCCCUUUAUCAAUGAUAAACCAAAUCAAGUUUGAGGAUGAACCAGAUUUAAAGGAUCUCUUCAUCACAGUUGAUGAACCUGAAAGUCAUGUUACUACAAUAGAAACUUUCAUUACAUAUAGGAUUAUUACUAAGACAUCUCGUGGGGAAUUUGACUCCAGUGAAUUUGAAGUUAGGAGACGAUAUCAAGAUUUCCUUUGGUUGAAGGGAAAACUGGAAGAAGCACACCCCACUCUGAUUAUUCCACCAUUGCCAGAAAAGUUUAUAGUAAAAGGAAUGGUGGAACGCUUUAACGAUGACUUCAUUGAGACACGCAGGAAGGCUUUACAUAAAUUUUUGAACCGAAUUGCUGAUCAUCCAACUUUAACAUUUAAUGAAGACUUCAAAAUUUUUCUCACUGCACAAGCUUGGGAACUCUCUUCUCACAAGAAGCAAGGUCCUGGCUUGCUAAGCAGGAUGGGGCAAACCGUCAGAGCUGUUGCGUCCUCAAUGAGAGGAGUUAAAAACCGCCCAGAGGAGUUCAUGGAAAUGAAUAACUUUAUUGAACUAUUUAGCCAGAAAAUAAAUUUGAUAGAUAAAAUAUCUCAGAGAAUUUAUAAGGAAGAAAGGGAAUAUUUUGAUGAAAUGAAAGAAUAUGGCCCAAUUCAUAUUCUGUGGUCAGCGUCAGAAGAGGAUCUGGUUGAUACUCUAAAGGAUGUUGCCAGCUGCGUUGACAGAUGCUGUAAGGCCACUGAAAAGCGGAUGUCUGGACUCUCAGAGGCCCUGCUUCCUGUUGUACAUGAGUACGUGCUUUAUAGUGAAAUGUUAAUGGGUGUUAUGAAAAGAAGAGACCAAAUACAAGCAGAACUGGAUUCCAAAGUUGAAGCUUUGACCUAUAAAAAGGCAGAUACUGAUCUGGCAUACCUUGGAUAUACUGUGUUCAGUUUCAGACUGCCACAAUAAAGCAAGUCACAAGAAAUUUUUGGCUUCCCAGUGGAUAUAAAAGUUAUGUUUGCACUAUACUGUAGUCUAUUAAAUAUGCAAUAGCAUUAUGUGUAAAAAAUGUACAUAAUUUAGUUAAAAAAGAUGUCAUUGUUAAAAAUGCUAAUGAUCAUAUGAGCCUUCAGAGAGCUGUAAUCUUUUUGCUGGUAGAGUGUCUUUCCUUUAUGUUGAUGGCUGCUGACUGAUCACGUGGUGGUUGGUGAAGAUUGGGGUAGCUAUGGCAAUUUCUUAAAAUAUGAGAACAAGGAAGUUUGCUGCAGAGAUUGAUUUUCCUUUCACCAGUGAAUUCCCCGUAGCAUGCAGUGUCGUUUGAUAGCAUUUUACCCACAGAACUGCUUUUGAAAUUGGAGCCAAUCCUUUCAAAACUUGCCACUGCUGUAUCAACUAAGUUUUCAUAAUAUUCUGAGUUCUUUGUUGUCAUUUUAAGAAUACUCACAGCAUCUUCACCAGGAGUAGAUCCCGCCUCAAGAAAUCACUUUCUUUGCUCAUCCAUAAGAAGCAACUUCUCAUCUGUUCAAAUUCUAUCAUGAGAUUAUAGCAAUUCAGUUAUCUCUUCAGGCUCUACUUCUAAUUAUAAUUCUCUACUAUUUCUGCCACACCUGCAGUUACUUCCUCCACUGAAGUCUUGAACCCUUUGCUCAAAGUCAUCUAUAAGAGUUAGAAUCAACUUCUUCCAAAUUCCUAUAAAUGUUAAUAUUUUGGUCUGUUCCCAUGAAUCCCAUAUAUUUUUCAUGGAAUCUAGAAUGGUGUAUUCUUUCCAGAAGAUUUUCAGUUUACUCAGUUCCGUCAAGGGAAUCACAAUCUAUGGCAGCUACAGCCUUACAAAAUGUAUUUCUUAAAUAAUAAGACUCAAAAGUCUAAAUGACUCAUUGACUCAUGGACUAUGGAAGUUACAUUAGCUGGCAUGAAGGCAGUAUUAAUUCCCUUGUACAUUUCCGUCAGAGUUUUUCAGUGACCAAGUACAUUGUCAAUAAACAGUAAUAUUUUGAAAGGAAUCUUUUUUCCUGAGCAGUAGAUCUCAAGAGUGGGCUUAAAAUAUUCAGUAAACCAUACUAUAAACAGAUAACUCUGUCAUCCAGGCUUUGUUAUUUCAGGUAUAGAGCACAGGCAGAGUAGAUUUAGAGUAAUUCUUUAGGGCACUAGGAUUAUCAGAAUGGUAAAUGGACAUUGGCUUCAACUUAAAAUCACCAACUACAUUAGCUCCUAACAAGAGAGUCAGGCUGUCCUUUGAAGCUAGGCAUUGACUUUUCCUCUCUAGCUAUGAAAGUCUUAGAUAGCAUCUUCCUCCAAUAUAAAACUUUUGUCAGCUGGGCACAGUGGCUCACACCUGUAAUCCCAGCACUUUGGGAGGCUGAGGCGGGCACAUCACCUGAGGUUGGGAGUUCGAAAUGGAGAACCCUGUCUCUACUAAAAAUACAAAAUUAGCCAGACAUAGUGGCACAUGCCUGUAAUGCCAGCUACCCGGGAGGCUAAGGCAGGAGAAUUGCUUAACCUAGGAGGCAGAGGUUGUAGUGAGCCGAGAUCGUGCCAUUGCACUCCAGCCUGGGCAACAAGAGAGAAACUCUGUCUCAGGAAAAAAAAAAAAAAAACUUGUCUAUGUUGAAAAUCUGUUGUUUGUAGUGUAGCCAUCCUUAUCAAUGAUCAUAGUUAGAUCUUCUGGAUAACUUGUUAUAACUUGUACAUCAGCAUUUGUUGCUUCAUCUGGCAUUUUUAUCUCACGAAGACAGCUUCUUUCCUUAAACCUAGUGAACCAAUCUCUGCUAGCUUCAAACAUUUCCUCUCCAGCUUCCUCACUUCUCCCAGCCUUCAUAAAAUUGAAGAGUUAGGGCAUUGCUUUGGAUUAGGCGUUGGCUUAAGGGAAUGUUAUGGCUGGUUUGAGCUUCUAUUCAGACCACUAAAACUUUCUCCAUAUCA
Gorilla gorilla gorilla (western lowland gorilla) is the source of this 3189-nucleotide messenger RNA. RefSeq names its product sorting nexin 7 (gene SNX7). NCBI's taxonomy places the organism in Eukaryota, Metazoa, Chordata, Mammalia, Primates, Hominidae. Gene Ontology annotation, cellular component: early endosome; phagophore assembly site. Gene Ontology annotation, biological process: protein transport; piecemeal microautophagy of the nucleus; endocytic recycling. The transcript has 8 exons. The coding region runs from base 1 to 1236 and encodes 411 amino acids. The record is from RefSeq and is a predicted model, not a curated record. Gene Ontology annotation, molecular function: phosphatidylinositol binding.